Molecule: messenger RNA, 348 nt
Organism: Monosiga brevicollis MX1
Lineage: Eukaryota; Choanoflagellata; Craspedida; Salpingoecidae
Exons: 2
Biological process (GO): regulation of transcription by RNA polymerase II
Molecular function (GO): DNA-binding transcription factor activity, RNA polymerase II-specific; RNA polymerase II cis-regulatory region sequence-specific DNA binding
Source: RefSeq, a predicted model, not a curated record
AUGAGCACCCCGGAUGUUGAUCGAGCCCUUGAUGUCGACUGGUCAGAAGAAGCACGCUGCAAGCCCCCAUUCUCCUAUGCCACUCUUAUUUUCAUGGCCAUGCAGCAAGCCGACAAGCCAAAGCUCGCUCUUUCAGAGAUUUACGAUUUUAUCGUCAACAACUUUGCCUGGUAUCGCAUGGCUGACCCAGGCUGGAAGAAUUCAAUUCGACACAAUCUCAGUCAGGAAAAGGCCUUUAUCAAGGUCGAUCGAGGCAGCAGCGAGCGAGGCAAGGGCGGUUACUGGGCUUUAAACCCCGAGUACAAGAAUUUCGACCAACUAGCCACCAAGAAGCGCCGUCGCUAUCGC